Messenger RNA from Auanema sp. JU1783, 537 nucleotides. NCBI's taxonomy places the organism in Eukaryota, Metazoa, Nematoda, Chromadorea, Rhabditida, Rhabditidae. The record is from the annotation of a GenBank genome assembly.
AUGGCUACUCAUUCUGUUAACGUGAACGAAUGGCGAAGCUUUGUCAGCCAUGUUCUGUCGGUAUGGAGUGGCUACCAAUUGGCAAUCGACUCAAACAGCGGCGGCGAUGAAACUAAGUUGAAACAUGAAUGGCUUAUCGAUGUUUUAUCGGAACACAUUUACACAUAUCCAUCUCUGAAAGUGGAUGACCUGGAUCAAUGGAUUACAAACAUUUUAUACACCGAUUUCGAUUUAAUUCUUGACGAUGAUAGCAUUUAUCCCACAUCUCAUCUACUAUUAGAAGCUUUUGGUUUCCUCAAGAAAAAUAAUAGAACGGGUUUUGAUCAAUUAGUUGCCGGAUUACCUUCACAGCAAGUGAUCCAGGAAGUUAAAAAAACUUCACAGCUACAAACAAAUGAAGAUGAUGAAGAUGAUGACAUGAUGGCAAUGGAUGACGUCGAAGAAGAGAUGUCUGAUUCAGAGGAAGUUGAAAAGAAGGAAAGGCAACCAAGAAUGGUUACAGAUGAUGAUGGAUGGACGACUAUCCUUCGGAAAUGA